AUCUGCCCGAGCCAGCAGUGUCUGCAAUGUAAGUCUGUUUUAUGAAAUGUCUUCCAAAGGACUUAACUGCAAGUUUUUAUUCUGAAAAAAGUCAACAAAAUGAAAAGACUUGAUUCUCCGAUGCUGUGUUCUUGAAUGGAUGAUAUUAAUAGACUGCUGGCAAGCACAGCUUCCAAACCUCCUGAAAGAGCACUGUACAGACAAUAUCAUCGACACCACAGCUCAUCCUGAUGGGUUGUCUUAACUCCACCAGCGAAGAUGAGACUUUGCCUGACAAGGACCCUUAUACUGCGCAGACCUCUGUGCCUCUAACAAUCCUGGUGGGUAUGCUUAUCCUGCUAAUUGUGUUUGGCAAUGUCAUGGUAGUUAUUGCUGUGAUCACAAGCCGAGCUCUGAGAGCACCUCAGAACUUGUUUUUAGUCUCUCUGGCAUGUGCAGACAUCCUGGUUGCCACUUUAGUGAUGCCAUUCUCUUUAGCAAAUGAACUGAUGGGUUCCUGGCACUUUGGUAAAGUGUGGUGUGAAAUCUACCUGGCUUUGGAUGUGCUCUUCUGCACCUCAUCCAUCGUUCACCUGUGCGCCAUCAGCCUGGACAGAUACUGGUCCGUCUCUCAAGCGAUUGAGUACAACCUGAGGAGGACGCCGCGCAGGAUUAAAUGUACAAUUUUUAUAGUUUGGGUACUAGCGGCCAUAAUUUCAUUCCCUCCGCUUAUCACAAUGAAAAAGGACGAGGGUAAAGAGGACAGACCUGAAUGUAAAAUUAAUGAAGAGAAAUGGUACAUCAUAUUCUCCAGCACUGCCUCUUUCUUUGCACCCUGCGUCAUCAUGAUUAUGAUGUAUGUUAGAAUCUACCUGAUUGCCAAGAAAAGAACAAGAGACCCGCCAGGGCAAAGGCAAAAGGAAUGCGGCAAUUUGGGCAACUUGGACAGAAAAGACGGAGAAGAGGGCGAGGUGGAAAGGGGGGACAUUAGAGGGGUCAAUGGGCCAGACGUGGAGGAAGAACCGUCCUCGUCUGAUGAGAACGAAACCAUCCUAUGCUCACUAGUGAAGAAGAGGGGUAUGAGAACAACCAACGUGGCUCAGGUGAAGCCUGGAGAAACCUGUCCGAAGCCAGAGGUGCAGCCCUGUGUGAGAGUGAGCAGGUGGAAAGGAAGGCAGUACAGAGAGAGGCGCUUCACAUUUGUUCUGGCUGUGGUCAUGGGAGUGUUUGUUCUCUGCUGGUUCCCCUUUUUCUUCACGUACACGCUCACUGCUUUGUGUGACGCCUGCUGUGUCCCAAAGACAUUGUUCAAAAUGUUUUUCUGGUUUGGUUACUGCAAUAGUUCACUUAAUCCUGUUAUAUACACUAUAUUCAAUAAUGACUUCAGGAGGUCUUUUAAAAGGAUUCUUUGUAAACGGUACAGAAGAGGUUUAUAAAUAACAUUUUUAUGUACAAAUCUCAAAAACAGCAUUUUUUGUCAUCUACU
This is a messenger RNA of Morone saxatilis (striped sea-bass), 1465 nucleotides long. RefSeq names its product alpha-2A adrenergic receptor-like. The transcript is spliced from 2 exons. Gene Ontology annotation, biological process: adenylate cyclase-activating adrenergic receptor signaling pathway. The coding region runs from base 231 to 1415 and encodes 394 amino acids. Lineage: Eukaryota; Metazoa; Chordata; Actinopteri; Moronidae. Gene Ontology annotation, cellular component: membrane. Gene Ontology annotation, molecular function: adrenergic receptor activity. The record is from RefSeq and is a predicted model, not a curated record.